AUGAGCUGGAAAGCUGGCUUCUGGGCCUUCGCCCGCGAUGACCGUGUUGUGUUGCUCGGCAUUGCCCUGGCCGCAUUUAGUGUGUUCAACACCAUGACGACAGUUCUGGCCAUGAUUCGAGAUGACAACGAAAUACCUCCAGCAGAGCCCAAAACACAAUACAUCACCCAAGACACAGAGGACGCUCUCCAGCUUCAAACGCUGACCAAGCUUCUGGAGCAUCCCAACUUCUCAAUACGCGACAUCGCCACCAAGAUUCUCUGUGACAGGGCUGUCAAUGACCCGGGCGCCAUGACACAUCUGCUAUAUGGUAUCACCGUAAAAAGCUACGAUGAGCGCCUGUAUUGCUUACGCGCUCUAUCGCUGCUGACAAACCAAACGUUUGGCCUGGACGGUUUAUCCAAGUUAAACACCCCAAAAGCAUACUCGGCUCUUGUUCGAUCAUUAGAGCAAAGCCUUGAGGAUGGAGAUGUGCCGCCCAUUGUAACGAACAUCCACUGGGACGAGUAUUAUUUACGCGACACAGCAGAGCGGUUUUGUCUAAAGUUUCUUCAGGAACUAACGAGCAAGUAUGGCGCGAACUUGCUUGUCAAGGCAAAUUUUGUGCAGAAGUGGCUCGUCAAACAACAAUGGGGAGAUACGCCGGACGACCGGAAAAAGCACUUCAAGGCAUAUAAGGAGUUGCGCAGCAACCGUAUUGUCGACAUUAUCAGCAGGGUCGAGCAGUGUCGACGCGGUUUGCGGGCACUAGAAAAGUCCGGGCUGGUAGAAAAGGACAAUUCAAGACGGCGGAUGCGAGAGCUUCCGGAUCUCCUGAUGGAAGUUGGCGACGUGAUAGGCGAGGCGCCUCCGACAGAUAUACAGCUGCGGAGGGCUCGAGAGCAUUCUGCGGAGGAGCGGAGGCUACGGAGACAACAUCGGGAAGCGAUGGUGUUGAAUGAUGGAACGAGGCCACUUGCCCGUGAAGACAUCAUCGAACGAGACCACGGCUCUCCGGCUUGA
Messenger RNA from Akanthomyces muscarius, 1002 nucleotides. RefSeq lists its product as uncharacterized. The transcript has 2 exons. The record is from RefSeq and is a predicted model, not a curated record. Bases 1 to 1002 code for a protein of 333 amino acids. Lineage: Eukaryota; Fungi; Ascomycota; Sordariomycetes; Hypocreales; Cordycipitaceae.